Molecule: messenger RNA, 1492 nt
Organism: Chrysemys picta bellii (western painted turtle)
Lineage: Eukaryota; Metazoa; Chordata; Testudines; Emydidae
Gene: MYOG
Product: myogenin
Biological process (GO): positive regulation of skeletal muscle fiber development; muscle organ development; positive regulation of transcription by RNA polymerase II
Molecular function (GO): RNA polymerase II cis-regulatory region sequence-specific DNA binding; protein dimerization activity; DNA-binding transcription factor activity, RNA polymerase II-specific
Source: RefSeq, a predicted model, not a curated record
AUUUAAUGCCAGCGCCAGGGUUUAAAUGCCACCAAACAGUUGGUGUUAGGAGACAGAGCAGCCGCUGCUCAGCCACACACUCUGAGGAGGCUGCUCCCCGCCAGCCGCUUGCCCAUGGAGCUCUUCGAGACCAGCCCUUACUUCUUUCCAGACCAGAGAUUUUAUGAUGGCGAAAACUAUUUGAGCUCCCGUCUGCAGGGCUACGAGCAGGGGGUGUACCAGGAGCGGCCGGGCCUGGGGCUGUGUCCGGAGGGCAGGACAGGGCUGGAGGAGAAGGGCUCGCCCCUGCCUGAGCACUGCCCCGGCCAGUGUCUGCCCUGGGCGUGCAAGAUCUGCAAGAGGAAAACGGUCUCCAUCGACCGGCGCCGCGCCGCCACCCUGCGGGAGAAGCGGAGGUUAAAAAAGGUGAAUGAGGCCUUCGAGGCCCUGAAACGGAGCACGUUACUGAACCCCAACCAACGGCUGCCCAAGGUGGAGAUCCUGCGCAGCGCCAUCCAGUACAUCGAGCGCCUGCAGAGUCUGCUCAGCACCCUCAACCAGCAGGAGCGGGAGCAGAGGGACCUGCGUUACCGCAGCACUGCCUCGCAGCCAGGGGUGGCCAGUGAGUGUGGGUCCAACAGCGCCUCCUGCAGCCCAGAGUGGAGCACCCAGCUGGAGUUCAGCAGUCACCCUGGAGAUCACUUGUUAAAUGACGAGUCCUCUGAAGACCACAACCUCCACUCCCUGUCCUCAAUUGUUGAAAGCAUCGCGGUGGAGGAUGUGGCCGUCACGUUCCAAGAAGAGAGGGUUCAAAACUGAGGCUGGCGGAAGCCUCUGGGGCUUUUCAGAGUCUUCCCCGGCUGGUAAUGAGGUGGAAAUAUGGCACCAGAACUCUUCAGACACUGGAAAAUGUAUUUACCUGUCCAAAGUCAUAGACUGUAACUGGUGAAGCCACUUAUCCAAUUCCCUAAUCAUUGCAGAGUCUUUCCACUUGGUCAGCUAAGAGACAAAGGAUAAACCGGCUGUUUAAAAUGAAGCCUACAUUAAUACACAAGCUGGUGACCUGAUUUUCAGGGGUGCUGAGUCCCCACUUCAAUAGGAGUUAUGGGUUCUCGGCCUCUCUGAAAGAAAGGGCUAGAAGUGACUGAUCAAAGCAUUUUGACAUGAUUUAUUGUAACUGGUACUUAAGGGAGGGGGGGCAGAAGCAACACGACUUCCAUGUGAGAAGGAAGGAUUCCAGCGUGUGCUUUGUGUUUUGUUCCCUGUUUGUGGAAGUUUGUUUCUUUGGGGGCCAAUGUUUGUGUGUGGAGUUUUUUUAUUUUUUUUAAAGAUGCUGUUUGACCAACUUCCUUUGCCAGUUGGCGUUUUGCAGGCGCAGGAGCCAUGUAAAUGCUGCCAUCGGGGUCUUUUCUACUGAGCGCUGUGUGGAGUUGACGGGAUGGGGGUUUUUUAUUGUUAUUUUUGCUAACUUAUUUGGAUUUUUUUUUUUAAAUAAAGGCAGUCUCGUUUGAAA